This is a messenger RNA of Fibroporia radiculosa, 3261 nucleotides long. RefSeq lists its product as uncharacterized. Gene Ontology annotation, molecular function: nucleosome binding. The coding region runs from base 1 to 3261 and encodes 1086 amino acids. Lineage: Eukaryota; Fungi; Basidiomycota; Agaricomycetes; Polyporales; Fibroporiaceae. The transcript has 17 exons. Gene Ontology annotation, biological process: positive regulation of transcription elongation by RNA polymerase II; transcription elongation by RNA polymerase II. The record is from RefSeq and is a predicted model, not a curated record. Gene Ontology annotation, cellular component: FACT complex.
AUGCAGGUGCAGUUAAAUGUCGUGCUGUUUAAUCAGCGUCUACAGGCCAUUCUCAAGGCAUGGAAUACCGCCCCUAAUGAUAGCGAUUAUAGCUCAAUCUCUGAUGUACAAGCUCUUCUUCUAACGUCUGGAGAUCCUGCUGGUGAGGAUGAACCCAUCCGGAAGGGCACCGCGUUUCAGACAUGGCUCCUUGGAUAUGAAUUUCCCUCCACGUUCAUUCUGUUCCAGAGGGAUCGCGUUUACGUAUUAUGUUCGGCAUCAAAAGGUGUGGCGCUCACCAUGUUCUCCCACAAUGUGUCUGACGAACCUUUCUUUGCAGCCAAAAUCCUGUCACAGAUUAAAGGCUCAGGAAGCCCUGUUCCGGUCGACGUUCUCAUCCAAGCGAAGGCGAAGGAACCUCCGACUGAUGCCUUACCUAAAUUUCUUCAGGCCUACGCUACUCAUAGCCGCGUCGGAGCUCUGACGAAGGAAUCUCAGUCCGGCAAGCUUGUGGAAGAAUGGAAUAAAGCAAUAAGCGAACUCGAACCCAAGCCGACGCUGAUAGACAUGGCACCAGCCGUAUCUGCUUUCAUGGCUGUGAAAGACGAGGAUGAAUUGAAAUCAAUGCGAGCAGCUGCCAAUCUGACUUCUACUCUCCUUGCCCAUCAUGUGGUGCUCAAACUCGAGACUAUACUUGACAGGGAGGCUAAGAUAUCUCACGAAGCGUUCGCCACUCAGAUCGAGUCACGGCUUGGUUAUGGUGAAGGGGAGACUGCAAAAGGGCCUGAUAUGAAGGUGUGGAGCAAAGGUCGAGGUCUCACUGAUGUAGAUUGGUCAUCCACGGAGUUUUGUUACACUCCAAUCAUCCAGUCUCAAUCAACAAGCACCGGCUAUGAUCUCAGUCCUGCCGCAGAAUCAUCAUCCGAUGACAUAGCUCACAAGGGCGUAUUCCUCGUCGCGUUGGGCAUGCGUUACAAAGGCUAUUGUGCUAACCUUGGACGGAGUUUCAUAGUUGAUCCGUCUAAGGAACAAGAAGCGAUAUACCACCUUCUAACAUCACUCCAAGGAGAAAUCAUCCAGCACCUCAAAGAAGGCGCUGUCGCGCGAGAUGUAUACCAACGGGCGCUUACGUUCAUAAAAGAGAAGAAACCUGAGCUUGAGAAGCAUUUUGUCAAAAACGUUGGCCAUGGAAUGGGGAUGGAGUUUCGUGAUUCGACAUAUCUCUUAUCUUCUAAGAAUGGGAGAACCUUGCGAUCCGGCAUGGUGUUUAACCUCGUUCUUGGUUUCCAAGACUUGGAGGAGAAUGGGAAAAAGUAUUCCUUGCAGCUCGUUGAUACUGUUCAAAUCAACAAUGAGAAGGCUGUUUUUCUAACUACAGGCAUCAAACUAGACAAAGACACCAUGUUCUUCUUGAAUCAGGAAGUCAACGGUGAAGCGAAGCAAUCUGGAGCACCAGCGAAGAAACCGCCAGUUACUAAGGUGAAUGGUAACGCUUCGCCUACGAAGAACAAGAUGGCUGGUGGAAAGGUCUUGCGGAAUAAGACGCGGAGCGCAGCCCAAGAGGAGAUGAACCAAUCAACGGCGACAAAGAUUGCAGAGCAUCAGAGAGAGCUUCAUGGACGACUACAAACCAAUGGCCUUGCGAGAUACUCCGAAAGUGGAGGAGGAACUGGCCGCAAUGAGGGAAAAGGGUGGAAACGUUUCCAGAGUUACAAGGGCGAGGCCGCACUCCCAAAGGAAGCUGAAAACCUCCGAAUUUAUAUUGACAGGAAAGCGCAGACCAUUAUUUUUCCCAUCCACGGCUUUGCAGUUCCGUUCCACAUUAAUACGAUAAAGAACGUAAGCAAGAACGACGAAGGUGAUUUUACGUAUUUGCGCGUGAACUUUCAAACACCCGGCCAGCUUGCGGGGAAGAAGGAGGAUACGCCCUUCGAGGACCCAGAUGCCACCUUCAUUCGUUCGAUCACGUAUCGCUCUCCUGACGGCCAUCGUUUCGACUCAAUAUCAAAGCAGAUCACAGAUCUCAAGAAAGAGGUAAACAAGCGUGAGCAGCAAAAGAAGGAGAUGGCGGACGUUAUUGAGCAGGAUGUUCUUGUCGAGGUCAAGGGACGCCGACCAGUCAAGCUGCCAGAAGUCUUCAUUCGACCAGCUUUAGACGGGAAGCGGUUGCCUGGAGAAGUUGAGAUUCACCAAAAUGGUCUUCGGUACCAGUCCCCUAUGGGAUCCCAGAGAGUCGACGUCCUCUUUAGCAAUGUGAAACAUCUGUUUUUCCAGCCUUGCGAUCAUGAGCUAUUGGUUAUCAUUCACGUCCAUCUCAAAGCACCGAUCAUUAUUGGGAAGAAGAAGGCCCACGAUGUGCAGUUUUUCCGUGAAGCUUCUGACGUGCAGUUUGAUGAGACGGGGAAUCGUAAACGGAAAUAUCGGUAUGGCGACGAGGACGAGUUGGAGCUGGAGCAACAAGAGAGAAAGCGGAGGCAAAUGUUGAACAAGGAAUUCAGAUUAUUCUCUGAGAAAAUUGCAGAAGCUGCGACAGCUUCGACUGGUGACACGCUCGAGCCUGAUAUUCCAUUCCGCGAGUUGUCGUUCGAGGGUGUCCCAUUCCGCACGAACGUCCGGCUGCAACCAACAACAGAAUGUCUUGUUCACUUAUCUGAUCCACCGUUCCUCGUCGUCACUCUUGCUGACAUUGAGAUGGCAUCUCUGGAGCGCGUGCAGUUCGGUCUGAAGCAAUUUGAUAUGGUUCUUAUUUUCAAAGAUUUCACGAAAACGCCAUUGCACAUCAACUCGAUACCGAGCGCGCAGCUGGAUGAUGUAAAGAACUGGCUUGAUUCUGUUGAUAUUCCGUUGAGUGAAGGACCAGUCAACCUGAACUGGGGUCCGAUCAUGAAGACUAUCAACGAGGAUCCUUAUGAGUUCUUCCAGCAGGGCGGGUGGACAUUCUUGGGCGGUGCUCCUGGUGCUGAGGAGAGCGAUCCUGACGAUGCCUCUCAAUCGGAAUCAGAAUUCGAGGGAGAAGUUUCCGUUUCUGAAAGCUCCGAGGACAGUGAGAGCGAUUACGAUGACGGGUCAGAUGCUAGUGAAGAUGAAGGUAGCGGCUCAGACUUUGGUUCUGACGAUAGUGAUGGUGACGAUUGGGACGAGCUCGAGAGAAAGGCUGCCAGGGCCGACAAGAAGCAUGUCGAAACAGGUAAAGGACAUGAUUCGGACGACUCUGAUCGGCCAAAACAAAAGUCAGGCGCGAAGACUAAGACCAAGACUAAGACCAAGCCCAAGAAGCGGUGA